CUCGCUUGCCGCCGGGCCGCACAUGUGUUUCUGUUUUGUGUUGUAGCAUUUGUUCUGGAAGCUCGUAUUUACAUUUUAAGUGUAUCUGGUGAGUGGGCUGGAGCCCUCGUCCGGGCCGGGGAGAGAAGCAGCGGACGACCCGUCUUUCAGUCGCUCCCUUCCUCUUUUCUCAUCACUCCAACCAGCCCGCGACCAUGCCCAGGAAGAAGGGGGCGGCCUGGGAGGAGCCGAGUUCGGGCAACGGCACGGCGCGCGCUGGGCCCCGGAGGCGAGGCGGCCCCGCGGGCAGGAAGCGCGAGCGGCCCGAGCGCUGCAGCAGUAGCAGCGGCGGUGGCAGCAGCGGCGAUGAGGACGGCCCAGAGCUGGACGGGGCCCCCGGCGGCGGCAAGCGCGCAGCCAGGCCGGCGACAGCGGGCAAGGCGAGCGGCGCGGCCGCGAUUAUCACGGAGCCCGAGCACACGAAGGAGCGCGUUAAACUCGAAGGGUCUAAGUGCAAAGGGCAGCUUUUGAUUUUUGGGGCAACCAACUGGGACUUGAUUGGACGGAAGGAAGUGCCUAAACAGCAAGCUGCUUACCGCAACCUUGGUCAGAAUUUGUGGGGCCCCCAUAGAUACGGAUGCCUGUCAGGAGUCCGGGUGCGAACUGUGAUUUCUGGUUCAUGUGCGGCCCACAGCCUCCUCAUCACCACAGAAGGAAAGCUGUGGAGCUGGGGCCGGAAUGAGAAGGGGCAGCUGGGCCACGGUGACACCAAGAGGGUUGAAGCCCCCAGACUCAUCGAGGCCCUCAGUCAUGAAGCAAUCGUGCUGGCAGCAUGUGGGCGCAACCACACCCUGGCGUUGACAGACACUGGCUCCGUGUUUGCCUUUGGAGAGAAUAAGAUGGGACAGCUGGGCCUCGGCAACCAGACAGAUGCUGUCCCAAGCCCUGCUCAGAUCAUGUACAAUGGGCAGCCGAUUACCAAGAUGGCCUGUGGGGCUGAAUUCAGCAUGCUGAUGGACUGCAAAGGAAACCUCUAUUCUUUUGGGUGCCCCGAGUAUGGCCAGCUGGGACACAACUCCGAUGGGAAGUUCAUUGCCCGGGCGCAGCGGAUAGAGUAUGAUUGUGAGCUGGUACCCCGGCGGGUGGCCAUCUUCAUCGAGAAGACCAAGGAUGGGCAGAUCUUGCCAGUCCCAAAUGUGGUGGUUCGAGAUGUAGCCUGUGGCGCUAACCACACACUAGUCUUGGACUCACAGAAGCGAGUCUUCUCCUGGGGCUUUGGCGGCUAUGGCCGGUUGGGCCAUGCGGAGCAGAAGGAUGAGAUGGUACCUCGCCUGGUGAAGCUGUUCGACUUCCCUGGGCGUGGCGCAACCCAGAUCUACGCUGGCUACACUUGCUCCUUCGCUGUCAGUGAAGUGGGUGGUCUGUUUUUCUGGGGGGCCACCAACACCUCCCGAGAGUCUACCAUGUAUCCAAAAGCAGUGCAGGACCUCUGUGGCUGGCGGAUCCGGAGCCUCGCCUGUGGGAAGAGCAGCAUCAUUGUGGCAGCCGAUGAGAGUACCAUCAGCUGGGGGCCGUCGCCAACCUUCGGGGAACUGGGAUAUGGGGACCACAAGCCCAAGUCUUCUACUGCAGCUCAGGAAGUGAAGACUCUGGACGGCAUCUUUUCUGAACAGGUGGCCAUGGGCUAUUCACACUCCUUGGUGAUAGCUCGAGAUGAGAGCGAGGCUGAGAAGGAGAAGCUCAAGAGGCUGCCCGAGUAUACCCCACGCACCCUCUGAGGCAGGCCGGCACUCCCCUCGUGGCAGCUGUCAUUUCCACGUGCACUGGGACCAGAAGUCAGACAAGGAAUUUAGGAAGCAGAAGUUGACGGAAGGUGCAUUGGAUCGGCCUCCCUGAGGUUCUGUGUCCACGCAAUUGAAUCAACGUUAACUACCUUUUUCUGUAUGCUUUCCAAAGUGUUUUCCCACAAUGUUCAAUUAAAACAUUUGCUCAUAGCCAGCUUGCCUUUCUACAAGACAGGCAGGAGGAACUCUGAGCAAUUUAGGGUUCAUUUUUAUUUUUAUUUUUUAAGUUGUAUUUCUUUUCAACCCCACCC
Messenger RNA from Acomys russatus (golden spiny mouse), 2074 nucleotides. RefSeq names its product regulator of chromosome condensation 2 (gene Rcc2). NCBI's taxonomy places the organism in Eukaryota, Metazoa, Chordata, Mammalia, Rodentia, Muridae. The coding region runs from base 195 to 1757 and encodes 520 amino acids. The record is from RefSeq and is a predicted model, not a curated record. The transcript is spliced from 13 exons.